GCGACUCCGCCCGGCGAGCUGAGCUGCAGCCAUGGCGGUCACCGCCGAGGGCGCCCGCAGGAAGGAGCGCGUCCUCUGCCUGUUUGACGUGGACGGAACGCUUACGCCGGCUCGCCAGAAAAUUGACCCGGAAGUGGCUGCCUUCCUGCAGAAGCUGCGCAGUCGGGUGCAGAUCGGAGUGGUGGGCGGCUCUGACUACUCCAAGAUCGCUGAGCAGCUGGGUGAUGGGGAUGAAGUCAUUGAGAAGUUUGACUAUGUGUUUGCUGAGAACGGGACAGUACAGUACAAGCAUGGAAGGCUGCUCUCCAAGCAGACCAUCCAGAACCACCUGGGGGAAGAGCUGCUUCAGGACUUGAUCAACUUCUGCCUCAGCUACAUGGCGGUGCUCAGACUGCCCAAGAAGCGUGGAACCUUCAUCGAGUUCCGGAAUGGCAUGCUGAACGUCUCCCCCAUCGGCCGGAGCUGCACCCUGGAAGAGCGAAUCGAGUUCUCCGAACUGGACAAGAGAGAGAAGAUCCGGGAGAAGUUCGUGGAAGCCCUGAAAACAGAAUUUGCUGGCAAAGGGCUGAGGUUCUCUCGAGGAGGCAUGAUCAGCUUUGACGUCUUCCCUGAGGGUUGGGACAAGCGCUACUGUCUGGACAGUCUGGACCAGGACAACUUCGACACCAUCCACUUCUUUGGGAACGAGACCAGUCCUGGUGGAAACGAUUUUGAGAUCUACGCCGACCCCCGGACUGUCGGGCACAGCGUGGUUUCCCCACAGGACACAGUGAGGCGGUGCCGUGAGAUUUUCUUCCCAGAGACUGCCCACGAGGCGUGA
Molecule: messenger RNA, 820 nt
Organism: Chrysochloris asiatica (Cape golden mole)
Lineage: Eukaryota; Metazoa; Chordata; Mammalia; Afrosoricida; Chrysochloridae
Gene: PMM1
Product: phosphomannomutase 1
Exons: 8
Coding region: 32-820 (262 amino acids)
Biological process (GO): GDP-mannose biosynthetic process; protein N-linked glycosylation; mannose metabolic process
Cellular component (GO): cytosol
Molecular function (GO): phosphomannomutase activity
Source: RefSeq, a predicted model, not a curated record